AUGUCGACUGAAACACCGGUCUCAAGUGGUUCAUCAUUGACGAUUGCUGACGUAGUUGCUAUGCUGAACGUCAUGAAGGAGGAUCAAAAGAGGAUGGAGUUGGACCUCGGGAAGUCUAUGGAGGCCUGCCAUGAGGGAAUCACCGAGCUAAGUGUGAAGCAAGAGGAGCGGAACGAGAAAUUUGAAACUUGUCUAAAUACUAUAGAGGAGUUAACUAAGAAAGCUGUGAAGUUGGAACGGGAAAAUGCUGCAUUGAAAGAACGUGUAGAGGAUCUAGAACAAUACUCGAGAAUUAACAUGGUCGAAAUACGAGGCCUGCCUCAGCAACCCAACGAAGACCUGAACUCGAUGGUCUACAACAUAUCGAGUGCUCUCGGCUGCCAGAUCGGGGAGGAUGCCAUCGACGUGUGUCAUCGCCUGGGUCGCGCUGGACCGGAGGGGCCUGCUCCGGUUGUCGUCAAGUUCAUUAGGAGAACCGACAAAAACACGCUCCUACAGAAGAGGCGAGUGAAGCGCGAUUUUUCGACCAGGCAUAUCGACUGUAAUACUGAUCAACCUAUCUACAUCAAUGAGUGUUUGUCGCCGUCAAGAAGGAAACUUUUCUCAUUGGCUAGAUCAGCGCACAAGGAACACCGUUUUAAAUUUCUUUGGGUGAGAGACUGUAAAAUUCUAAUGAGGAAGCAGGAAAAAAGCCCAGUGAUCGAACUCAAAUCAAGUGGACAAUUAGAUAUGCUACUAUCUCAAAGCUCAUUUACGAUUCAUGAUGUUGACAAUUCUAAGGCCAGUGCAAAUGUAUAG
This is a messenger RNA of Nilaparvata lugens (brown planthopper), 798 nucleotides long. RefSeq lists its product as uncharacterized. NCBI's taxonomy places the organism in Eukaryota, Metazoa, Arthropoda, Insecta, Hemiptera, Delphacidae. The coding region runs from base 1 to 798 and encodes 265 amino acids. The record is from RefSeq and is a predicted model, not a curated record. The transcript has a single exon.